CUCUACCACGACUCAACCAUCAUGCCGACGCGGCGGGGCAAGAGGACGCACAAGAAGCGCGCUCAAUUGGAUGACGCGCACGCGCACGUCGUGCACAAUGAAGACGACGAAACGGUGGCUGGGCCAAGCAUCCCUCGUAUCCUUGUCCCGACUGAGGACGCGGAGCCGGACGAGCCGGACGAGACGCCCGUGUCGUCUGUACCGCCCUCGGGAGACACGUCGGCCGCGUCCAGCACCCUCCACACGCCGCUGGGCACGCCCAUGCCCGUGACGGAGGGGAGCACGGCGGUGGAGACCCCGCGGAAUCUGCGGCAGCGGUUUGCGGAGAUGACGCGCGAGAUUGGCAAGGCGGGGGAGGAGCUGAGUGUGCGGAUUCGGCGCAAGGCCGACGGAAACUUCAAGGUCCUCGCACCUGGCACGCCGUACGACGAGCUCGAGCUCCACGACAUAGACCACCCGAUGCACAAGAAGCGGCGCCGGCACCGGCGGGACGAGGGGUGGACGAAGUGGUUCGUAGGCCGCAGGGUGCUGUUCCCAGUCGCAUUCGCACUUGGCAUGGCCGCCGUGUGGACCGCCACGCAGCCGGAACUGCUUGGCGGAGAGCUCACGGACCUGUGGCCGAUGCUGCAGAGCGACAUGAGCAACUUUCUCGGAAACAUGUCGAUGUUGGAUUCUGCCAAAAAGGCCAUUUUCGAGUCGCGCGACUUCUCCGUCGGCGACAUUCUCUCGCACGAGCUCGGCCUCGAGGCCAAACACCCCGUCAUAAUGAUGCCGGGCGUGGUGACGUCGGGCCUGGAGAGCUGGAGCACGGAGCCGAUAGCGCGGCCAUGGUUCCGGUCGCGGCUGUGGGGGACGAGCACGAUGAUCCGUGCCGUCCUGACGGACAAGGAGCGGUGGGUGGAGGCGAUGGGGAUCGACCUCGAGACGGGGCUCGACCCGCCGGGGCACCGGGUGCGUGCCGCGCAAGGACUGGACGCGGCGAGCGAGUUCAUCCAAGGCUACUGGGUGUGGCAGAAGGUAGUGCAGAACCUCGCGACGAUCGGGUACGACACGAACACGAUGGACAUGGCGGCGUACGACUGGCGCGUCGCGUACUACAACCUCGAGGUGCGGGAUGCGUACCUCUCGCGCCUGAAGGCGCGGAUCGAGCUCAUGCACAAGCUCUCGGGCCACAAAGUGGUGCUGGCGUCGCACUCGAUGGGGGGCUCGCUCAUGCUCUACUUCCUCAAGUGGGUCGAGGCGGAGCCGGACGCGCUCGGCUUUGGUGGCGGCGGCGGGCCGCGAUGGGUCGAAGACCACCUCGAAGCAUGGGUGAAUAUCGCCGGCACGCUCCUCGGCGUGCCAAAGGCCAUGACGGCGUUCAUGAGCGGCGAGAUGCGCGACACGGUCGAGAUCAACCCCCUCGGGUCGUAUGUCCUCGAAAAGUUCUUCAGCCGGAAGGAGCGCGCCGAGCUCUUCCGCCGCUGGCCCGGCGCCAGCUCGAUGUACAUGAAGGGCGGGAACCGGAUCUGGGGCGAUCUGGACGGGGCGCCCGACGACCCGCCGAACGCGACGGACACGUACGGCCGCUUCUUCUCGUUCCGGCGCACAGCGUCGACGAAGGAGGAGGACAUGGACCGCACGAACAUUUUCCCCAACCUCACGGUCGAGGAGACGGUGCCGUACGUCCUGGACCACACGAGCGGCGCGUACCAGCGCAUGUUUGCUAGUAAUUACAGCGUCGGGUUCGAGACGGACCCGAAGCAGCUGCGCAAAAAUGCCAAAGAUCACACCAAGUGGACGAACCCGCUCGAGGUCGAGCUUCCGCGGGCGCCCAGCAUGAAGAUCUACUGUCUGUACGGGCACGGCAAAGAGACUGAGCGCGCGUACUGGUACGUUAAAGGGGAGUAUGAAGAAGGCGAGGGCCGCGAUGCGCUCGGCACGCAGUGCGACGCCGAAGACGACAUGUGCGAGCGCACGCCCGGCGACUUCCCGCUCAUGCGGAACCACCGGAUCGAUAACGACGUAACGCUCAAACACGCGCUGCCGGAAGUACGCUCGGGCGUCAAGUUCAGCGACGGGGACGGGACGAUCGCGACGGCGAGCCUGGGCGCAAUGUGCGUACGCGGCUGGCGCGGCCGCACGCGCUGGAACCCAGCGGGCAUCGAGGUCGUGACGCGCGAGUUCUUGCACCAGCCGGACGCGCUGGACCUGCGCGGGGGCGCUGGGACGGCGGACCAUGUGGAUAUUUUGGGGAGCGCGCCGCUCAACGACGCGAUCCUCAAGAUCGCGGGCGGGCGGGGCGACCUCGUCGAGCCGCAUAUUGGGAGCGAGAUUGAGCGGUACGUCGAGCGGAUGCGGUGGGAUUAGGCAUGUGUGAAUGCAUGGGUGGGUGAGUGCCACAAGAUGAGCUUAAGCGGAUUAUGCAUUAUUAUGCGUGG
Messenger RNA from Cutaneotrichosporon oleaginosum, 2420 nucleotides. RefSeq lists its product as uncharacterized. Gene Ontology annotation, cellular component: cytoplasm; perinuclear endoplasmic reticulum. Gene Ontology annotation, molecular function: phospholipid:diacylglycerol acyltransferase activity. The record is from RefSeq and is a predicted model, not a curated record. Gene Ontology annotation, biological process: triglyceride biosynthetic process; lipid storage. NCBI's taxonomy places the organism in Eukaryota, Fungi, Basidiomycota, Tremellomycetes, Trichosporonales, Trichosporonaceae.